GCGGGGGCCGGGCUGCGCCGGGGGAGGGGCUGCGGCCGGUCGACCUCCUCCAGGGCUGUCCUAGCGGUUUGCGACUAGCCAGGGAGCGCAGAGGCAGCGGGAGCCCGGGAGCAAACCGAGCCGGCCAUGGGCAAAUCAGCUUCCAAACAGUUUAAUAACGAGGUCCUGAUAGCCCACAACGAGUACCGGAAGCAGCAUGGUGUCCCCCCGCUGAAGCUCUGCAAGAAGCUCAACCGGGAGGCUCAGCAGUACUCAGAGGCCCUGGCCAGCACAAGGAUCCUCAAACACAGCCCGGAGUCCAGCCGCGGCCAGUGCGGAGAGAACCUGGCCUGGGCGUCCUAUGAUCAGACAGGAAAGGAGGUGGCUGACAGAUGGUACAGUGAAAUUAAGAACUACAACUUCCAGCAGCCUGGCUUCAACUCCGGGACUGGACACUUCACGGCCAUGGUGUGGAAGAAUACAAAGAAGAUGGGUGUGGGGAAGGCAUCUGCGAGCGAUGGCUCCUCCUUCGUGGUGGCCAGGUACUUCCCGGCAGGGAAUGUCGUCAACCAGGGCUUCUUUGAAGAAAAUGUCCUGCCUCCAAAGAAGUAACUUGCCAAAUGCAACGGGCAGGUGGCAGACCUAAGAACGUGGAUAUGAAGUGCCUAGAACAACAAAAACGCAGCUGUGCGUCUGUCUUUGUGGGUGUAUGUGCUUGUGUGUGUGGUGCAUGUGUGUCUCUGGCACACACACUUGGACAUACAGUUUUGCAUGAACUCAUUCUUAGCAAAGGAAUGAGCCGUUGAAGCCUUUACUCUGAUUGUUAGACCAUAAUUAUUUGGACUUUGCCAGGGGGGGGGGGGAUCCAUUUUUAAACUUUCUGUUAUUUUUUUAAGCAAACUUUUAUACCUUUCUUACUGAUUUCAAAUGUUUGUGAUGCUGAGAAGUGAAGUUCAUUUCCUGUGAUCUUCAUGCAUUGUAAUCUACGUGCGGUAGAUAUUUAAGAACAUUAAACCUUCAUUUAAAUGUGA
Messenger RNA from Phyllostomus discolor (pale spear-nosed bat), 1010 nucleotides. RefSeq names its product GLI pathogenesis related 2 (gene GLIPR2). Gene Ontology annotation, cellular component: extracellular region. The coding region runs from base 127 to 591 and encodes 154 amino acids. The record is from RefSeq and is a predicted model, not a curated record. Lineage: Eukaryota; Metazoa; Chordata; Mammalia; Chiroptera; Phyllostomidae. The transcript is spliced from 5 exons.